This is a messenger RNA of Hemibagrus wyckioides, 1141 nucleotides long. RefSeq lists its product as uncharacterized. Gene Ontology annotation, biological process: response to bacterium. Lineage: Eukaryota; Metazoa; Chordata; Actinopteri; Siluriformes; Bagridae. The transcript has 6 exons. Bases 13 to 894 code for a protein of 293 amino acids. The record is from RefSeq and is a predicted model, not a curated record.
UCACCUCUGAAGAUGAUGCCUUUGUGGUUUCUUUUCUUAUCUCUGAACAUAUUAACUCCAGCCCAAGCUGUGGAUUUUUCCAGACCAUCGUUUCUCUCAGUGAAACCUGGAGAAGGUGUUACUCUUCACUGCUCAUUUGGACCUGUUCAAACAUCGAAAAAUGUGUUCUGGUACAAACAGAAAUUUGGAGAAAUGCCUCAAAGAGUGGGAAAAAAAUUAGCGUACGGGAAUAUUGACAUUUCUGAAGAGUUUAAGACGUCAGGAUUUAAAAUGGAUGUGACUGAUAAGAACAUUUCUCUGACAAUUCCAAAUAUUAAAAAAGAAGAUGAAGGACUUUACUACUGCGCAGAAAGUUUCAUGGACGAUUUUAUAUUAUCCAGUGGAACGUACUUGGCUGUAACAGGUAAUGGAGAUGUAAAAGUGUCAGUGUUGCAGCACGGCAUGUGGGACUCGAUCCGGUGUGAGAGCGGCUCUUCUACACACACCUGUGUGUACAACGUCUCUAAGAAUAUUCUCAGCUUUAAUGAUACUGGCACUUACUACUGCACUAUGGCCCUGUGUGGGAAUAUCGUAUCUGGGAACGGGACACCAGUACAAUAUGAGAACGUUCCAAAACUGGGUCCUGAAGUGAUCUACCUCACUGUAGCGGUGGGCGUGUGUGUGGUCGUGAUCUUCGCUCAAGCUUUUAUAAUCUGUAAAGUGAGGAACUGUGAACAAUCUAGAGUGAGAUCUCAGAAAUGUUCUACAGUAGAAAAAACAUCCAAUCAGGGUCGUGAUGCAGAGGAGAUGAAUUACGCUGCUUUACAUUUCAAUAAGAGGAAUACCAACAAAAUGAAAAGAAAGGGCGAAAAACCUAAAGAUUGUGUUUAUUCUGAAGUGAGACAUGCUACCUAGAAUACUUUCCUAAUGUAAUCUGUUUAAUUGAUUAAUUAGUUCUGGUUGUAAUUCUAUCUAUCUAUCUAUCUAUCUAUCUAUCUAUCUAUCUAUCUAUCUAUCUAUCUAUCUAUCUAUCUAUCUAUCUAUCUAUCUAUCUAUCUAUCUAUCUAUCUAUCUAUCUAUCUAUCUAUCUAUCUAUCUAUCUAUCUAUCUAUCUAAUUCUUUCUGUGUGAAGACCAACAUAGCCACCAAACAUUCUCUUCAU